Messenger RNA from Penicillium odoratum, 1077 nucleotides. RefSeq names its product putative integral membrane protein Pth11-like. The transcript is spliced from 6 exons. The record is from RefSeq and is a predicted model, not a curated record. The coding region runs from base 1 to 1077 and encodes 358 amino acids. Lineage: Eukaryota; Fungi; Ascomycota; Eurotiomycetes; Eurotiales; Aspergillaceae.
AUGUCUUCCAACCAGACAUCCUCGGGGGUGGCGGGUGAUUUUGACCACCCCAACGAGGCGUUGCAACGAUCGGUCAAGAUCUCACUCGUAUUCUCGUUUUUAUUCCCAACUUUGGCUGUUGGCUUGCGUAUCUGGGCGCGAAAAUUGAGUGGCUGCAGGUUGUUCUUGGAUGACUACUUGAUUCUGAUUGCUCUGCUUUUCAAGUAUGGAUGUUCCAUCGGAGUCACGAUGCUUCUGUACAACGGAUUGGGAUCCCACAUGUCCAUGGUCCCAGAAAAGAAUCUCAUCAUCUAUUUCAAAAUUGGAUGGGCAAACCCCUUUUUGUAUACAACAUGCGUUGCCUUCAUUAAGCUAUCUAUUCUGGCGCUUUACAAGCGCUUGUUCGCCGUCAAGUAUAUGGUCAUGGCGGUGAAUGUAAUGGGAUCGAUUGUCGUGCUUUGGGCUGUCAGUAUUAUGGUCGCAGCGACCUUGAAUUGCAUUCCUGUCAACAGUUUCUGGGAUAGGUCAAUCAACGGAAACUGCAUCAAUACGGCAACCUUCAACUACGCCAUGCAGAUCCCAAAUAUUGUCUCUGAUCUGAUCAUUCUUGUUUUGCCCAUUGAGGUUGUGGUCGGGUUGCCAAUCCCGAAAACCCAAAAGAUUCUCCUCUCCGGGGUAUUCCUCAUCGGUGGCUUAACUUUAAUCUUCGACAUCGUCCGACUGUGGGUCAUGAUCGAACUGACCAAGGCCGGCCCGGAUAUUACCUAUAACCAAGCCCCAACCGCCAUGUGGACAUGUCUCGAGGCAGCCGUCGCGAUCGUCGGGGCAUGUCUCCCCAACUUGAGACCCUUGUUCAAGUUUAGCACCCGCGGAUUUUGGACACAACUCCGAUCCUCCAGGGGAUCGAGUAAAGCCCACCUUAACUCUGACAAUACGAGCAACAUGAACAACACGAAUAACACGCACAACACACAUAAGGCUAGCUCGUCCGAGGACAAUAGCAUGAUCAAGCCAGGCUUGGCUGCCCACAUCUUUGAGUCGGGUACUCCGGGUAUAGAAACACACCGAUACAGCAAUUACAUGGACUGUGAAAAAUGA